Lasiodiplodia theobromae is the source of this 1662-nucleotide messenger RNA. RefSeq lists its product as uncharacterized. The transcript is spliced from 3 exons. Lineage: Eukaryota; Fungi; Ascomycota; Dothideomycetes; Botryosphaeriales; Botryosphaeriaceae. Bases 1 to 1662 code for a protein of 553 amino acids. The record is from RefSeq and is a predicted model, not a curated record.
AUGGUGGCUUCGUCGGUUUCUGGUCGGAGCUUGCUCCCGCUCGUGCUGCUCGCCGCGCAGCCGUGCGUCGCGUCGUUCGUCUCGACGCUUCCCGCCGGUGCCCAGGACAUGUUCAACCAGUCCAUGUCCUACCUGGACACUCUGUACGAUCCCGAGGCGCAUUAUCUGUACGAUGUGUCCCAGGGCACGCAGACGUCGCUGAACCACGAGGUGAGAGCCUCGGCGUGGUACGCGAUCGGCCUGCUUGCGCGGAACAACGGCAGCGAUGUCGACGAGGCCAUGCAGAUCAUUCGGAAUGUAAUUGGCGGUCAGUUCAAGGAUCCCAAAGACCAAUGGUACGGCACGUAUCAAAAGGAGCCCGAAGAGCCCACGGUGGGCAGCGCCGCCUACCCGGCCGACAUGUACGACAGCUGGGACCCCAAUUGGCGCGGAUUCAUCGGCACGGCCUUCAUCCAGGGCCUGGAGGACUUUGGGGACCUGAUCGAGCCCGAGGUGGAGCAGCUGAUGCUCGAGUCGCUGCACAACAACACGGUCGGCGACAGCUACCGCGUGGGCGGCGUCGACGGCGACAACCUGUACCCGGCCUACAGCAACCCGUCCAUCAUGCGCGCCUUCGUCAGCGGCUGGACCGGCCGCCGCCUCGGCGAGGCCAACAUGACCCAGGCCGGCGAGGACUACGCGCAGGAGAUCAUCGACCUGUUCAACCGCGCCAACACGCUGUCCGAGUUCAACAGCGGCACCUACGCUGGCGUGUCCAUGUACGCGCUGUCGCUGUGGGCGCGCUACAUGCCGGCCAAUGAGUCGGUCAUGGGCCGCGAGGGCCCGCGCAUGCUCAAAGACACGUGGAACUCGGUCACGAACCUCUACCACGCGGGGCUGAAGAACAGCGCCGGGCCCUGGGACCGCACCUACGGCUACGACAUGACGCGCUACCUGUCCAUCCUCGCCCUGCACAUCUGGAACCUGGUCGGCCGCGAGGCCAGCCCGCUGAUGGACAAGCCCUACGCCAUGGGCCACAGCGGCGACUACGCCUACGCCCCGCUCAUCGCCAUCAUGGCACCUUUCCACAACGAGGUCGUGCCCGAGGAGGCUGUUUCCCGCCUGACCGUCUUCCCCGGCGAGCACACCGUCGAGACGAGCGCCUUCUCGCCCCCCUACGACGAGUACCCGCGCAACAUUUCGGCCUGGCUCUCCGACAAGCUCACCAUCGGCGGCUCCACCUUCAACGAGACGGAGCUCGGCGGCCCCGCGCUCAACCCCAACACCUGGAGCCCGGCCGUCGUGCAGUGGGAUGCGAGCGCCGAUAAUUCGUCCAAGCUCGAGGUCGGCUGGCUGAAGUGGUACUCGACAGAGGUCAGCCUGAUCGCCGACGUCGCCCCCGGCGUGCUGAACCUGACGUACCCGUACGGCGACGCCGGCUCCAUCUUCAGCUUCAUGGUCUCGCCGUCCAAGGGCGUGCCCGACGUCGCGGGCUGGGAGGACGUCAAGGGCGUGAGCGUCAACGUCACGGGCAAUGCGAACUUGACGUAUGAGAUCGCGUUCCACGGCGCGUAUGGAGGUAGUGGGGAGACGGUGAAUGAUUUCGAGUUCUGGAACUUUACGUACUACAUGCCCGACGGCUUUGAGGGCACGCCGAAUCUCGUGUUGGAAUUCGAUGUGUAG